Chenopodium quinoa (quinoa) is the source of this 525-nucleotide messenger RNA. RefSeq lists its product as uncharacterized. The transcript is spliced from 3 exons. The record is from RefSeq and is a predicted model, not a curated record. Lineage: Eukaryota; Viridiplantae; Streptophyta; Magnoliopsida; Caryophyllales; Amaranthaceae. Bases 1 to 525 code for a protein of 174 amino acids.
AUGAGGACAGUGAGAGCUAAUUGGGGAAUCACAUCGAAAGUUCGUGGUAACUCUGGAUUUGGGUGGAAUGACACAGUGAAGAUGGUAACAACAUCUCCUAAUGCUUACAAUAAUUAUAUUCAGGAAAAUCCUUCUCAUGAGAAAUAUCUCAACCGAAAAAUUGACAUGUAUGAAGAAAUAGCAAUCGUGGUUGGUAAAGACAUGGCUCGUGGUGACUUUUCUAAGAGUUUUGCUGAUAUUGAACUUAGCAAUGAGAGUGGACAAGGGCAGCCUACAAGUAUGACAGAAAAUGGACCAUCGAAAUCAGAUAGAGAAGUGGUUAGUGCCCUGAAGAAAUUCUCAAACAACCAAAUUGAUGUGGAGAAACUUUAUGAAGAGAUAAUGAAAAUGGAUGAUUUUGAAGAAGCAGUUCGUGAUGCCGCAUUUGACCACUUGGUUGAGCGCGAGAUGCUUGCCAAAGCUUUUUUUGACAAAGAGCAAACCUCUUCAAAGAGUUUGGAUCCAAAACUUUAUAAAUUCCCUUAA